Dioszegia hungarica is the source of this 1221-nucleotide messenger RNA. RefSeq lists its product as uncharacterized. The transcript has 6 exons. The record is from RefSeq and is a predicted model, not a curated record. Bases 1 to 1221 code for a protein of 406 amino acids. NCBI's taxonomy places the organism in Eukaryota, Fungi, Basidiomycota, Tremellomycetes, Tremellales, Bulleribasidiaceae.
AUGGUAUCUACUCGAUCAGGCGGAGCGAAGAACACAGACGAGAAAGCCGGCGACAAGCGGACAGCCUCGGCUACAACUGCCAAGAAGCCACCAGCGAAGAAGGCAAAGAAGGAGCAGGAUGGGAAGCUAGAAGUCGGGGAUAAUGGAGAGGUCGGGCUUGCCAAGGAAGAGGACGAUGCGGAGGGAGAGUCAGAAGAUGCCGGAGACGGCGAGACCAAAGGCAAAGGCCAGGACGAGAACGGGGUGGGAGACGCCAGGAUGACCAACGAGCGAGGGGAGGACGAGACCAAGGGGUUCACGGACGCGAGGGGCGACGAUGCGGACAAGUCGAUCGGAGAGAUGGUUCAAGGCGAGGAGGCUGGUGGUAACGAGGAACCAUCUCAUGGUAACGGUCAUAUCUACUUCCUCUACCGGCCAAAGAUAGAUGCUACCGACGUUGAGUCUCUCGACGACGUAUCAAAAUUCCAUAUCCUCCUUCUUCCCAAGAGUGGACCACACGCCUCCAGCCAUUAUCACCGGAUCAUCGAAGUCGGCAAGAAGAAGCUGCCUGACCCUGGCGCAAAGAGGCAGAACAUCUGGGGCUUGGUCGGCACGACCAGUACCGACAAGGCUGGUCUGAAGACUGCUUUUGGGGAGUACUCGUACGAGACCAAGACCAAGGGUACCCGCCACCAACCCGCCGCUCGUCCUGCUGCUCGCGGGCACUACAUCCUUCACUCACCCCGAGACGAAGCUGCCGACUCGCCCGACCACAACAAGCAGCGCGACUACAAGGUCCUGCUUGCGUACGAGAUCACCACUCCACCUCCAGAGGACUUUGGGCGGGUCCAGGAGGAACUGGGGCUGGAGCAAAAGGGUGCCGUGGUACUCACCAUCAAGGACCCGGACUCGGGGGAUAACGUCCAAGCGAACCCACGAGCGGCCAACAUGCCGCGUGAGAAGAAGGCACACUACCCCAAGCACCUGCACGACCUGUUUGGGAACCGCCGCUGGAUUGCCCCCAACCCGGUGUCGUUCCUCGACUACGAAGGCACCGAGCUGCUCCUCAUGUCCUCGCCGCACGACCUGGAGGAUAUGCUCGGCAAAGAUGGGGAGAAGGUCGAGGCGGAUAUGGAUCAGGCGGCGGAGAAGGAGAGCACGGAUAUCGAGGGGGCGCUGAAGGAGCUUGGGAUGAGUAAGGGGGACGUGGAGAUCGAGGCGCUGGAGGGGGCUUGGGCAUGA